Cucurbita moschata (crookneck pumpkin) is the source of this 1411-nucleotide messenger RNA. RefSeq names its product ras-related protein RABE1c-like. Gene Ontology annotation, molecular function: GTP binding; GTPase activity. The transcript has 9 exons. Bases 178 to 828 code for a protein of 216 amino acids. Lineage: Eukaryota; Viridiplantae; Streptophyta; Magnoliopsida; Cucurbitales; Cucurbitaceae. The record is from RefSeq and is a predicted model, not a curated record. Gene Ontology annotation, cellular component: plasma membrane. Gene Ontology annotation, biological process: regulation of exocytosis; protein secretion.
UUUUCGUAUACACGCGUCUCGGCGCAGUCGUUCGGUCCCAAUCGGCCAAUCUCCGCGCGAAAUCAGAGUAUCUGUUUUCAUUUCUCUCUCUCUCUCUCUCCACGCUCGAUGUCGCCGACGACUUGCUAAGCUUCGUUAAGGAGGGAAUAAAAUUUCGUUGAAAGAUACUGGAAACCGAUGGCUGCACCACCGGCAAGGGCUCGUGCUGAUUACGAUUACCUCAUUAAGCUUUUGCUUAUUGGCGAUAGCGGUGUGGGAAAGAGUUGUCUGCUUCUGCGUUUUUCUGAUGGUUCUUUUACAACCAGUUUUAUCACCACAAUUGGUAUUGAUUUUAAGAUAAGAACCAUUGAGCUUGAUGGGAAGAGAAUCAAAUUGCAAAUCUGGGAUACAGCUGGUCAGGAGCGUUUCCGGACUAUCACAACAGCUUACUAUCGAGGAGCCAUGGGAAUUUUGCUGGUCUACGAUGUCACUGACGAGUCAUCUUUUAACAACAUUAGGAAUUGGAUUCGCAACAUUGAACAGCAUGCAUCUGAUAAUGUGAACAAGAUACUGGUAGGAAACAAAGCUGAUAUGGAUGAAAGUAAAAGGGCUGUGCCUACUUCUAAAGGUCAAGCUCUUGCUGAUGAAUAUGGAAUCAAAUUCUUUGAAACGAGUGCAAAGACAAACCUGAAUGUCGAGGAGGUUUUCUUUUCAAUUGCUAGGGACAUUAAGCAAAGGCUUGCAGACACUGAUUCGAAGGCAGAGCCUCAAACAAUCAAAAUAAACAAGCCAGACGCAGCAGACGGGGGUGGUCAAGCGGCCCAAAAGUCAUCUUGCUGCGGCACGUAAAAUGGUACAAGAAGAUCAAAUCAAUUGAAAGAGCGAAAAAAAACGCUCUUGGUCGCGGUGGUGUGCCUUCUGGGAACGAAAUCAAAGCCUGAUGAGAUUGUGGUGGGCUUGUUCCUCUAUCCCGGUCGUGGCUUCUGUGAAUCAUCAUCAGUUUGUGUUGAAUGUUUCUGUUUUGUUCCUCUAUUUUGGCAAAAGACAGUCUGAUUUUCCCUUUUCUUCUUUCUUUUAUAUAUUUGAGGUUGGGAUUUAGGACUCUUCAAUUAUUUUCUCACAUGUGUUGAUGUAGAUAGAUUAUCAGGAUUAUUAAAGCAUGUUCUUCCAUGAGGAGCAAGAAAGAAUGGUCUCUGACUCUCUGCAUCGGUUGCUUUGUAAUUGGGAUUAUAAGACCUUAACACCCAACUCUAAUUAGAAUGGUUGAAUGUUAACUCUUGCAGCCAUGGUGAAGCUCUGCAAUUAAUUUAGCUUGCUAUGGCUUUUGUCGGACCAUUCUACUUUCAGGGCGUGCUUGGUGCUGUUUAGUAUUAGAGUCAUUUUGUUGGUACAUCAUGAGAUGGGCAAAGUAAAUGAAAGAUUAAUUUUGUUU